Molecule: messenger RNA, 3177 nt
Organism: Bolinopsis microptera
Lineage: Eukaryota; Metazoa; Ctenophora; Tentaculata; Lobata; Bolinopsidae
Product: mucin-2-like
Exons: 2
Coding region: 42-2018 (658 amino acids)
Source: RefSeq, a predicted model, not a curated record
AGUCCAUUAACCUCCAAUUAGUUAUGCAAGGAUAGUAGAUAAUGACUGAUGGAAUCAUUGACACACACGUUUCUUCUCAGAACAACAUAUGGGAGGUGCAGCCAAUAGACGGUAACUUUAACCAGAUCUUCAACUCUGACGAUAGUGGAGAUGAGGAAACCUUCUCGCUGCCCUCUCUCCCCUCGCCGCUGCGUGACGACGCGACCUUCUCCCCCCGUAUCCACUCUCCCUUAAGUCUGGGAGAUCCUCUUACCUCUCUAACUCUACCAACUCUACCUUUCGCUACUCCAAAACAUGAAUUUAGCAGAUCAUUCUCUUUGUCCGGAGAUUCACCCUCAGAGUUUGAGAAGUUUACUGGAGUGUUAGAUUUGGGUAACAUGGACGCUAGUAACGGGUCAAUGACUCAGCUGUUCUCCCCGAAUAGAACCAAUAUCGAUGAUCUGGAUCUAAGAGACCUCAUCUUACCUAAACCCAUCCUGCCCGCCUCACCUGCUCCCAGAACGCCUCUAAACCUUGAGAAUCUUCUGGAAGUAGAUUCCAGAAGUUCCCAAGAACAACUGCAGGAUAUAAUUAACACUGCCGCUAGUGUCCAGCCUGGAUCAUCCCCUAAAGCUUCAAUCACUGAAGUAUCUCGAACCACAACUCCACAGGCUCCCAUCAAGGCUGGGGCAGUUUCGGAGUUGACAAAAUCUGCUGCAGGUGUUCCCUUAUCUGACGAACAUGUUUCUAAGAUUGUGAACAUGCUCGAUACUAUUAUAUCCAGUAAUCAAAGUAAGGUUCAGCUGUCUGCUAUCCCAAAAGACAAGGCUGUCCUCCCAGCUACCACUACCAAACCAAUGAAGCCCAAGAAACCACGCGGUAACUUCGUCCCUCCUGAUUCAAGCAGACCACUUGCUAAGAAGUUAAGUCAGCCUAGAAGCAAAACAAGAUUAAAAGUAAGCUCCGCAGCUCCUCCUAAACCGGCUCCAGGAAGUCCUGCUUCUAACGGUUACUCAAAUGUUAGUUCCCCGUCAAGUCUCUCAUCAGCCUCAUCUGAUAACACUUCCUCGACCCUGGAGACUCUAGCCUCAUCUCUGGGCAUUGUUAGACCUGCCAAAUCUUCUCCUCAGAUCAACAAAACCUCCACAACUCAUCCUCAAGUAGUUCAGACUGUUAACUCCACUCCCAGAGUCAAGAAAACUAUUGUCAAGAUUAACCAGGGCCACACCCAACAGCCUAUUGUUAUUGGUAAGAUGAAUUCUGAUACCAAAUCCAAUCCUAAAAUGCUCAAGAAACCUGUAGUAAUCUCGCAAAUCCCACCCCAAUCACACUCUACUAUUCGAUCUAAACCCGCAGUUAACAAGGGCCCUAAAAUAGUGUCCGCUACUAUAAAAACGGGUGCUCCGACCUCAACCAACAAAGUAGUCGUCCCUUACAAAAGUCCUGCCGUCAAAACAGAAAGCAAGAAAUACGUCCUGCUUCCACUCGAGAAACUACAAAAUGUCAGCCCUAGUGUCAUAUCUCAGCUGGGUCUGGACAAUGCCCUGGCUAGCAGCAACAAACGACCAGCUGCUGCCUUGCCCGAGAAAGCAACUGCAGACAAACGUAUCAAAUCAGAGACAAUCCAACCUUCAACCAGCUUCACUGAGAAAACACAAUUCCCCAUAAACAUAACACUGCCCAACCAAACUAAAGAAAAGUUAAAACCUGAGUUUACUGGCAGUAUUCCAGAAAUGAUUGAGAAAGCAAGAGCAAAACGAAAAACUCACUUGUCGAGCAUGUCAAACUUUACGCAGAUGGAGAAUUUCAUCAACGAGUUCAUUCAGCAGAACAACGACCAGGUCAUGGAAAUCUUGUUCCUGAAACAAAACAACAAAGAAAUUAACCGGAAGUAUAAUCAGUUGGCCAAGUUGUUCCAUACCAAGAACGAUGAACAUCUAAAACUAAAACGGGAAGUUGAGCAGCUGGGUGCUUCUAAUAAGAAGAUGGAGAAAGAGCUGAAGAGCAUCAAAGAUCUGAUCAAGAAAUAUAUAUCCUGAGUAGGGCUGGCCUCUUUUAUUCUACCUGGAGGCUGAGCCAUUAGUUGUGAUAUGUUAGUUUAGCGACAGUACCUGUUAUUGUUUCUGAGUUUUAAUCCUGAGGUUAACCCAAGAAAUAGUAAUUUAAGAACGUUCUUACUAGGCUAGGUCAAAACACGGUUUUAAAAAGUAGGAAUUGAGGUACAUAUUUGAGAUAUUGCUUGACAUUCUUUUAAAAUUACGUAAAAAUAACGUAAGGGUUUUAAAGCUCACAGUUUUACCGUUCUUAGUCAUUGAUUGACUAGAUAUUUUAAGCAGUAUGUCAUUUGGGAUUGUGGGCGAUUGUAGAUCAAUCGUUGUACUAGUAUUUAAUGAAAUGUGUCUGAUCUAUGUGCCUAUUCUAACAGAUAAUGGACUCUGUAAGAUAUAUUUGUUUCUGAUAAGUCGCUACUGCCAAGCUGAGUGGUUAAAAGCCAAACACGUCAGCGCUGAACAAACGUUGUUCGUCCUGCUAAUUUUAGUCAGUUUAUGGAAAUAGAUUCGAUCACUUAUUUGAUUUUUUAUAGUUAACUUAUUACAAUCUGGAUGCACAUGUAACUUGUCUUGUCACAUGAUGUAGUUAAUUUAUUUCUUUACUUUUUAUGUAAUCAGAAAAAAAAAUCGAUAUUUACUUCGAGUCCUUCAAUUAGUUUAUUCCAGGUGAAAUGUCACAUUCAUAGAAUGCACACUCCAUUAUUUGUGAACUUGGAAUAAUCAAUUCUUGGAGCAGAAAAAAGGAGCUUGGAAGAUUUGUGUGAUAAUAAUGUUUAUUGUAGCUUGAAUGUCGUUUAUAUUUUUUAGAUAACGCGUUUCAACAGUUUGUCCUGCAAUUUUGCACAAAACGGUACCAUAAAAUUGAAUUUGGCACGGACCCAAGUCGAAUACAUUAUUACAAGCCCGUUCACUUAAACACCUGACCACUACGAAAUAGCAAAAUCGCAACUCUCUAUGCAUGUUGCCCAGUGCCCCAUUAACAUGGUAUACUGAUUAACUAUAAGUGUAAUACGAAGAAUAAUGAUUGAAACCGGGAAAGUGAUUACUGUGUAAUUUGUAAUUGAACGGUGAGUGUAACUGUUGCUGCAGUGAAGGGCAGGUGCGAUGCUGUGUACUUCCAAAGCACUCGAUUCAUAUCUUUUUUGAC